AUGAAAGUUGGAGACACUUGUGAAGUUCUCAAUCUGACAGAACUAGUUUUGUUAGACCGUGAUAAGUUACCCGAUGGACUUAAAAGUACAUUGGAGAAUAUUGCCGAGAAGGAAGGCUACGCUACCUAUGAUAUUACCAACAGAACAAUCUCCGUUGGUGGAAGUUAUAUGGCCGUUCUCUACGUGGCUGACAUUAAAGGAAAAGUUAAUAAUAAGGAAGAAGAGACCAGCUUGUUCAUAAAACAUGCCAUUACUCAGGAUAACGUUAAAAUUAUGAAUGUCUCUGAAAUAUAUUGGAAGGAAUUAUUCGUCUAUGGAGAAUUAAGCAAGAUAUUCGAAGAGUUGGAAAAUGAAGCGGUAAUUCCCCCCGAUAAGAGAUAUAAGCUUGUAAAAUUUUACAAAGAAAGUAAUACAGAUGCCAUCAUACUUCAAAAUCUUGCUAAAGAGGGUUACAGUACCGUAUACAGAAUGGGUGUGAUGCCCCUAAAGUUUGCUGAACUAUCUGUGCAACAGCUAGCCAGGUUCCAUGCAUUGAGUUUUGUCAUAGAACAAAAGAGACCUGAAUAUUUUAAAAGAAAAAUUAAAAGCUUAAAGACCUCUCAGAUUUUUAAUGACGACUUUAAUAAAUACUGUGAGAACACAUUCAAACUUUCAGUAUCGGGUUUGGACGAAAGAAGGAAAAGGAUGUUGGAGGGAAAGUUUCCCGAAUAUUUGGAGCUUUAUAAACAGUACAUCGCUAGUGAUGAAGGUAAAAUUAAGUGUCUAUGUCAUGGUGAUUACAGGAUGAAUAACAUAUUGAUGAAAACGACAAACGGAAUAAUCAACGAAGUUAUUCCCGUUGACUUUCAACUUCUCUACUAUGGAUUGCCGAUGAUCGACCUCAUAUAUUUAAUCUAUAGCUCCACCGACAAGGAAUUCCGAGAUAAACAUCUAAAAGCACUAAAGGAUUUAUACUUCGAUACAAUGGAAAACUAUCUCCAGUAUUUCGCGAUAGACAUAAAUUCAGUGUAUCCAAGAAAGCAGAUGGAAGCCGAUUACGAUGAUUGUCUGAAAUACGGUCUACAGAUUAUGCUAUUAAUGAUGCCUUAUACGUUCUCAGUAGAAAAUUAUGAGCCAGACUUGAAUAAAAGCGACCUGUUUGAUAUUACACUUAAUCUUGACCGAACAUACUAUGAUCGAUUAAACGGUGUUAUCGAUGAUAUGAUUGAAUAUGGAAAAUUA
Molecule: messenger RNA, 1221 nt
Organism: Iphiclides podalirius (scarce swallowtail)
Lineage: Eukaryota; Metazoa; Arthropoda; Insecta; Lepidoptera; Papilionidae
Source: the annotation of a GenBank genome assembly